Molecule: messenger RNA, 4145 nt
Organism: Bactrocera neohumeralis
Lineage: Eukaryota; Metazoa; Arthropoda; Insecta; Diptera; Tephritidae
Gene: JhI-21
Product: large neutral amino acids transporter small subunit 1
Exons: 8
Coding region: 572-2134 (520 amino acids)
Biological process (GO): amino acid transmembrane transport
Cellular component (GO): membrane
Molecular function (GO): L-amino acid transmembrane transporter activity
Source: RefSeq, a predicted model, not a curated record
GCAGUCAGUCUGUUCAGUUGGAGCGCGUUUACCGAUUGUGGCGGUUUUGGGAGCGGCAAUUUAGAUAAAUUUAGUGCGGCAAAUAUCGUCAGUGAUUGUAAAAUGUGUCUGCUCAAUGAUAAAAAAUUCACUUAAUAUUCUGUGGAAAAUUUACAGAAAGCACAAUAAUUAAAGGAGAAAUUUGAAUUAUAAAUUUUCUUUUCACACACGGUAAAACCGAAAGCGGUAGUUGUCCAUUAGUUCAGUUCUUGAUGCGAGCUCCAGCUGAACGGUUGUAAGGUUACACAACUAACAAAUAUUCGAAAAUUUUAUACAAACAUAAAAAUAAAUAGGUGCUAAAACGUGAUUUUAUUACGAAAAAAUCAUUAAAAAAUUUAAAUGAAUACUUAAACAAUAGUAAUCCACACAAAAAGCGACUAAACAAUUCAAAAGUGUUUACAUAAAUCGGCUUCAUUUGACACAAAAAUAUUCCAAAACAUUCGUGAAAAAGUGCAAGAUAAGCGUAAGAACCAGCAUUUACAGCAUUUAUAAAAGAAAACAUCAAAUUCAUUUAAUUAAAAAAUACGUUAAAAUGACAGAACGUUAUGCCAAUGGUGUUACCACAAGUUUAGUGCAUAAUUCGCCACCUGUUGCAAGCAAUGGUAGCACAGCCGCCACCGACGCUGCUGCCACGCUUAACGGCCAUGGAAAUGGCAAUGCGGCCAUGCCUGAAUCUGACGACGGCGAUAAAAUCGUAUUGAAACGCAAACUGACGCUAAUGAACGGUGUGGCUAUCAUUGUGGGCACUAUUAUCGGUUCCGGAAUAUUUAUAGCACCAACAGGUGUCUUCAACUAUACAGAAUCGGUGGGCUCGUCUCUGCUCAUUUGGGCUGCUUGCGGCACACUCUCGACGAUCGGCGCACUUUGCUAUGCUGAGUUGGGUACGAGCAUCACACGUUCGGGUGGCGAUUAUGCAUAUUUGUUGGUGGCAUUUGGACCGCUAGUCGGCUUUUUGAGAUUAUGGAUAGCUUUGUUGAUCAUUAGACCAACAACACAGACAAUUGUCGCGUUGACUUUCGCGCAAUAUGCGGCAAAACCAUUUUUCGAAGACUGCUCACCGCCCGAAUCGGCUGUAAAGAUUUUAGCGGCAAUUUGUUUGUGUUUGCUCACUGCCAUUAACUGUUUAUCCGUGAAAUGGUCGAUGAAAGUUCAGGACAUCUUCACCGCCGGCAAACUGUUGGCAUUGAUCAUGAUCAUUUUAGCUGGUCUCUACUAUCUGGCGUUGGGCCGCUUCGAAAAUUUCGAAAACGCCUGGGAGGGCAAUUAUGAUGCGGGCAAUAUUGGAUUCGCCUUUUACUCGGGUCUUUUUGCAUUCGGUGGUUGGAAUUAUUUGAAUUUCGUAACGGAGGAGUUGCAGGAUCCGUACAAGAAUCUCCCACGCGCCAUUUGGAUUGCUAUGCCCUUAGUCACCGGUAUUUAUGUGCUUGUGAAUCUCGCCUACUUUGUGGUGGUCUCGAAAACGGAAAUGCUCAGCUCACUGGCAGUGGCGGUCACGUUCGGUAAUCGCGUGUUCGGGCCGCUCGCCUUCAUGGUGCCGAUAUUUGUAGCGCUUAGCACAUUUGGUGGCGUUAACGGUGUGCUCUUCACGUCGGCACGUCUCUUUGCGACGGGUGCACAAGAGGGUCAUCUACCCAAAUUCUUUACACUAUUCCACAUUAAACAACAAACGCCCAUACCAUCACUGAUAUUCUCGUGCAUCAUGUCGUUAUUGACACUACUCACUGCCAAUGUUUACGUUUUGAUAAAUUACUUCAGUGCCAUGUUGUGGCUGUCGGUGGUCGCCAGCAUAGCGGGCAUGCUCUGGAUGCGUCACACCAAACCGAACAUUCCGCGACCUAUUCGCGUGCACCUGGCACUGCCAAUAAUCUUCAUUAUAUGCUGCCUGACCCUGGUGCUCUUGCCUAGCUUCAAGGAUCCGAUGAAUCUCAUUAUUGGUAUUGGCAUUACCGUAGCUGGUAUACCGUUUUAUUAUCUAUGCAUAGCGCGUAAGAAUAAACCAGCUUGUUAUGGUAGACUCUCACGUGGUAUGGUGAAUUUCUGCAGAGCCAUGUUCAAUACGGAGCUCAUAGAGAGUAGGGAAAGUGACGAGAAGUAAACUAGAAAGCAGUGAAGGCUUUAUAAAGAAUAAAAUUAUGUAGGCUUUAAUUUUAGUAAAUAUUAAAUUAAACAAACUCAGCGCUAAACAGGUUAUGUUUUAGUUUAAAGCAAGUACAUAUGUAAAUAUUUAUAUAAGUACGAAAUAUUUCAUACGCGUAUUAAAUAUUUAAUUUUAUAGCGAAAAGUAUUGUAUUUAUUUCAAUAAAAUUAAUUUUAUAAGUUAAAGCUAAAGUUCAUGUAUUUAAGUCAGACUCUCACCUAUGCAAGCAUAUUUGGAAUAAACUUGUAAAUAUGUAUGUAAGUUUGCAGACCAACAAAAUAUGUAUGUACAAGGUCAUAUGUAACGAUUUGGUUUAAAAGUUUAAACAAAAAUUUAAUGAAUAUAAGAAUUGUUAGUGCUUUUAGUUAGUAAACAUUAUAUAUGAAACUUCUAAAAAAUAGCAAUAUUAUUAUUACAAUUUUUAAUACGACUUUUUCCGUUAUUAAAAUGAAUUUAGGAAGCUUAUGUCUAUAAGUGUAUUCUUUAUGGGCGCUUGCGACGGCUCUUUAAAUAAAUCAAACACCAAAUUUUCUCAAAAGUGUGAAUAAUUUGUUAAUUGACUAAAUUAAGAGGCUCUCUUAUAUAACUAUUAGACUAAGAACAUUGUGAAGCAACACAGAUACUAUUAUAUGUGAAAAAUAUACACAAAUUUAGUUAAAUAAUAUAAUUUAAAUAACUUUUUUACCAAACGAAUGCAAUAUUUUAAAAUUUAGUCUGAAAAUCCGUAGUCAAGCAGUAAAACGUUUUUCUUUUAAAGAGUAAGUAGAAAAAAAGGAACGUUUUUAUUUAAAGUAUGGUUUAAAAAAAAUAAAAAACUGCAACGGUAAAAAUAAAAAAACAUUUUUUGGAUAUUAAAAAAAAUUAACUUUUUUCGAGAGAUUUAGUUAUGAAAAAGAUUUCUAUGUUUUUCAAAAUUAGCAUCCAAAAUCAAAAAAUUUGCUUUCGAAGUUCUAAAUAGGCUUAAUGACUUCGAAUCAAAAUAUUUGUCUCUAAAGUUCCAAAUUAGGCUUAUUGACUUCGAAAAGCGGUGACAUUACUUCUUUACUUAUGACUCAAUCUGUUGAAAAAAUGGUUUGGUCCGAUACGGAGUGUUGUAUGGAGUAAAUAUUGUUAAUAUUUAAAUAUUUAAUGGUUAAAAAUAGUUCAUUUUCAUACUUUGUUAAAUUUAGCAUUUUUAAAAGCAUUUUUUUUUGUUUUUAUUUUUUGUUUUAAAUUCAUAUAAUUUGCCAUUUAGAUUAAUUUAGAAUGAUUAAUUUACUCUUCGUGAAAUUAAGAAAAAAAACAAAAUUUUCUUUAAAUUAACCAUUAAAUAUGAUUUGUUUAAUAUUUAUGUACUAAAUUUUUAAAUUAUUAAACUUGCUUGGAUAGCUACCGAACUUUUCGCAUUAAGCCUUUUUUAGCUUUAAAAGACGCAACGAAAUAACUAUGACAUUUUAGGGAAUAAUGCCUUAAACGAUAUUAAAGCAUGCAAUGCAGCACCAUAUACCAUAUGUAUAUACAUAGGUUAGUUGAUAUAAAAUGAAAGAAUAGUUAUCUGCUAAGCGAGUUGCAAAAGAAUACACGCCAAAAAACAAAGCAAUGUAAAACAACAACACAAACUUGUUUUUUUUCGAGUAUAGUGAGCACGAUUAGAAACGCCUUGAAAUGAAGUAAAAAUUUUUGAAACAAUUACUUUCAUAUUGAUAGCUGAGUUAUAACCUCUAUUGAAAAUUAGCUUCAGCGAAAUUCUAAUUGAGUUGAGCCUUCUUUUGCCGCUCGCUUAAGAAAAAACUGGUCUAAUAUAAGUUAUUUAAAAAUUUAUGAAUAUACACACACUUAUACACUUAAACAUAUACAUUGCUUAUACAAAUAUGUAAUGGCAGAUAUGCUUAAAAUACUUAUUUAAUACUAAUAAUUAGAAAAAGUAUAACCAUAAUAAUUUAAAUGUGGAAUAGCAUAGCUUCAGAAUUAAAUAAAUGCUUGAAAAAUA